UCUUCCUUUUCAUUAUAAAACUUCUCAUUGAGAGAUUAAAAACUGCGUUUCUGCAUGUGAUUCCUGCAAUCUCUGUUUCCUCUGUCCGCGGAGCGAGGGCCUUGUUCUUCCCUCUCGGAAACCGCAGCAAACUCCUUCACAGUUCACACCACGCACCUCAUCUGAGGCAUAUAUGUUUCUUUUGCCGCUCAAGUGUUAGAUUCCCCUCCCUCUUACCCCAUCAAACCUCUCUCUACCUCUCCUUUCAUUUUUCUCUCAGAUUCUUCUCUAUUGGCGCGACCAAUCUUCCCGGGAAAGAUCAAAGAUCUGAAAGCAACUAUACAGGGAGAUGUAUAUCAAGCUAAGGUUCUUCAUACGCAUUCGCCGGUUUAUCAGAAGCCAGGCCGGGAAGAGCUAUUGCACCAAUGAACCGGCCAUGGCCGAGAAGGCCGCGGCCGUCCUCCUGGAUGAGAAAGAAGAUAAUGGCAGCGAAGAAUUGUUGGUAGACGUGAAGGCAGAAGGCGAUGAAGAAGAAGCAGAGCGACUUUCUGUCGAUGAUGGGUUGUUGUCCACUCUGCAGAGGUCGGUAAAAGAGCUCCAUUUUGGCGGUUCCGAGGAGAAGGAGAGAGCGGCCGUGGCGAUCAAGAGGCUGGCCUCCGGUUGCCUUCAGACGAGGAGGUCGCUUGCCCAGCUGGGAGUUAUUCCUCCGCUUGUGGCGAUGUUGGUGUCGAAGUUUUCCGGCCACCGGAUUUCGGCGUUGCAAGCGUUGAUCGAGAUCGGCAAUGGCAAUUACACGAAUAAGGCGCUAAUGGUGGAGGCUGGAAUCCUUCCAAAGUUAUCAGAGGUUCUGCAGAGGGAACACGACCAACCUGGGAAGCAAGAGCUAGCAACCCUCUUGCUGUCCCUAUCCACGAUUGCAGAUGCUCAGGGUUCAAUGGCGUCAACUUCAAUCAUGUUAUUCCUGAUUAACAUGCUUGAUCCAGAGGUUGCAGAUGAAAAAACAAUGGAAACAUGCCUAGAAUCCUUGUAUAACAUCUCCACUGUUCUGGACAAUUCAGAAGCUCUGGUCUGCAACGGCGCAGUCCCAAUACUCAUGAAGCUACUGUCAGAGAAAGCCUAUGCAGAGAGGUCUCUAGCCAUUUUGGGCAACUUGGUUGUGACUGUGGCAGGGAAGAAUGCAAUAGAGAGCGAGCCCAUGGUGCCUGACAAGCUAAUAGAGGUGAUCUCAUGGGAUACCAAACCCAAAUCCCAGGAGUUGGCUGCUUACAUACUGAUGAUUCUUGCACACAAGAGCUCAUUCCAAAGGGACAAAAUGGCAGAGGCUGGCAUAGUUCCUGCCCUCCUAGAAUUAUCACUACUGGGGAGCCCAUUAGCUCAGAAGAGAGCACUGAGGAUAUUGCAUUGGUUCAAGGAAGAGAAAGUGACAAGAACAGCUCCUCACUCAGGCCCCCAAAUGGGUGAGCUGGUGUACCCAGGAUCGCCACUGACUGUAAAAGAAAUGAACGAAGGAAGAAGAGCCAUCAGGAAGAUGGUGCAAGAGAGUCUCCACAAGAACAUGGAGUCAAUUAUGAAGAGGGCUAAAUCAGACUGCAGCAAUGCUCCUGAUGCCUCUAAAAUGAAAGGACUUGCCAUUAGUACGAGCUCCAAGAGCUUGCCUUACUGAAUUCCUCGUGUGAACAAGAAUUGACCAUGUAGAUGUUUUUUUAUGUGUAAGUUGCAGUCGGCUCAUACUGAUUUCUGGGUAUGCAUAUGAAAAGCUGUAUGAGUCAAAAGAAAGUCAAUGGAAACAAAAUUGUACAAAGCAGGAAGAAACAGUAAAAGGCGAUAUGGGAAAUCUGGCUGUUGAAUGUAAUUGGGCUUUUGAAUCUUGAGGACGGAAGAUGGAGACAGGAUAAAUAAAACAAAAUUGGUUCAACAUCUUUGACUUCUGAAAAGAGAAGGAUUUGUUCUUCAUUGUCUUCGACCAAGAGAUUUUGGUGUAUAGUGUUAUAGUCAGAUGCUGAUGUCGAUGAGGCAGAAAGGAAAGAACAAAAAUUUUCAAAUAACUAAAAUAAAAGAUUUUUUUUUUUUUUGGCUCCCAUGAUGGAGGUUUAUUGUUUGUAGAUUUUAAAAGGAGAUGAAUCAGUUUACUUGUACCUACUGGUAUAAACAAAUGGUGGUUGC
Molecule: messenger RNA, 2142 nt
Organism: Nymphaea colorata (pocket water lily)
Lineage: Eukaryota; Viridiplantae; Streptophyta; Magnoliopsida; Nymphaeales; Nymphaeaceae
Product: U-box domain-containing protein 7
Exons: 2
Coding region: 329-1642 (437 amino acids)
Molecular function (GO): protein binding
Source: RefSeq, a predicted model, not a curated record